AUGGAUAUAGAUAUAGGUGCAUUAAGUUUAAAUGAAUCGACAACAUCAACUUCAGUAACAGCAACUCUUACCAAGUUGAAAGAGCAAAUCUAUAUGGAUGAUCCUGUCAUUGUUGGUGAAGCUUGUUCAACUUUAAGAAAGAUGGUUUCACUAGAACAUGCACCACCAUUGGAUGAAGUUGUUUCAUUUGGAUUUGUACCGAGAUUGUUGGAUUUAUUGUUGAGUACGGUACCAUCGAUUCAAUGUGAAUCGUGCUGGGUUAUCACCAAUAUAUUGUCGGGUGCAUCAAAGUAUGUCACUUUUAUUAUACAGAGUGGAGGUUUGGUUCGUCUUUGCUCGUUGGUCUCGUCGAAUGACGAGAGUCUGAGGGAGCAGGUAAUCUGGGCGAUCGGAAAUAUCGCCGGUGACAACGCGCAACACCGUGACUUGGUGUUGGCAGCGAAUGUGCUGCCAAUGCUCUUGACAUAUCUGCGAGCGACCAAUGCUAAACUCUCGUUGAAACGACUGCUCAUUUGGACGGUGAGUAAUUUGUGUCGUGGCAAACCAAAGCCAUCGUUGGCACUGGUCGGCGAAGCACUCCCUGUGAUUGCAAACAUCAUCGCCACCGAGGUGGAUCGCGAGAUGAUGGUCGACGCACUCUGGGCAAUGUCGUACCUCUCGGACGCCACCAACGAAGACAUCUACGAGAUCAUCAAGACUGGCGUCGUACCAAGGAUCGUACAACUGCUCAACAUCGAUGAGAUCAGCGUGUUGGUGCCCAGUCUUCGUACCUUUGGAAACUUGGUGACGGGCGACGACAAGUCGACGCUCUACGUACUCUCGAUGAAUCCAUUCCCCGCGCUAAAGAAACUGUUGCAAUCGCCAAAGAACGCCAUUAUAAAGGAAACCGUUUGGAGUAUGAGUAACAUCGUUGCGUGUAGCACAAAGAUCAUUCAGAUGGCCAUCGACGCACAGAUGUUGCCACCACUGAUACAGAUGCUCUCGGUCAAUUCACGCGUCGAUCUCCAAAAAGAGAUAUUGUGGUGUGUUUCCAACUUGGUCGACGGCGGCAACCAAGAGCAAAUCAACUACGUCAUGAUCGACCUCAAUGCAUUCACCAUACUCUGCAAUUUGCUACCGACCAAACAGGAUCAAGCACUCUCACUGAUUCUCUCGUCGAUCGCCAGUGUCUUCAAACACUGUCCAUCGAAAGGAGAGCUCUACGCCAAUAAACUCGUGCAACUCGACGGAAUCGCAAGUUUCGAAAGAAUAUUCUCAUCACCAAAAGGUUUCCCUCAAGACGACACCAAAGCAUUCAACGAAAUUAGAAACGCAAUAAUUAAAUAUACUCCAAGUGCAUCGUUACAAAUUUAA
Messenger RNA from Heterostelium album PN500, 1353 nucleotides. Its product is annotated as putative importin subunit alpha C. Gene Ontology annotation, molecular function: nuclear import signal receptor activity; protein binding. The record is from RefSeq and is a predicted model, not a curated record. The transcript has 2 exons. Lineage: Eukaryota; Evosea; Eumycetozoa; Acytosteliales; Acytosteliaceae. Gene Ontology annotation, biological process: NLS-bearing protein import into nucleus. Bases 1 to 1353 code for a protein of 450 amino acids. Gene Ontology annotation, cellular component: nucleus; cytoplasm.